This is a messenger RNA of Colletotrichum lupini, 1086 nucleotides long. RefSeq lists its product as uncharacterized. The transcript is spliced from 3 exons. The coding region runs from base 1 to 1086 and encodes 361 amino acids. Lineage: Eukaryota; Fungi; Ascomycota; Sordariomycetes; Glomerellales; Glomerellaceae. The record is from RefSeq and is a predicted model, not a curated record.
AUGGCAGGUUUCGACUUCAACAUCAACAUGCGAGUGGUGAUCACCGUCGCUGGUGCUCCAGCCCCGGAACGAAAUGACGUGACAGCAGAGAGCCUCGAAAACAGCGCCCCAUUCAGCUGCAGCAAAGUCAUCGUUGUCAAGGAGGGAGCGAAAUUUUCGAUUCUGGCUUCUGCUGGCGCAGGAAUUUGUCGACUCCUUGCCAAGGAUGAGGGGCUGAUGGUGCUGAUUCACUUUGACGACAAUGAGGUCCUCCGGCGGUUGUAUACGAAGACCGUGAUCGAUGCCCGGGCAUCGCGCCGAUUCCCCAUGGAGUUCUUUGGAGUUACAGGAGUGAACAGUGAAGGCCGCCAAGUCUUGCAGCCUUUCAAGUUUGCCGCGGCCAAAAACGACGGCAGCGCGAUUCGAGGUACCAUUCGCGUUGAUUUAUACAUCGUCAAGCUACUUGGUGCACCGGAGAGGCAGCGACUCGACGACACUACUGCAUAUGGGUCAUCAGUUCAGACCAAACGCUUGGGAUCUGGGAAGAAGGUCAAGAAAGCCCUGGCGGCAGACACAUACGACGUGAAGCGGCUCAACUACGAGCGUCCUAUCGCCCGGUUCAACUUCAGAUAUGGACCAAGAGGUCUACCCAAGGACAAUGAUGAGAGCAAUCGCGGUGAGGGCUUGAUCAACAUGUCCAAGAAUCCAGCCCUCCCAAAGCAGGGUCCAGGCGGAGUCAGAGGCGCUGACGCCAAGAUACCCUCCUAUUCAUUGCCUGCGAAGCUCCGUGGUCUGCCGGAAGCUCCUGCACAGACACAGACAACCGCUGGUGCGAAACCUGCCUCGACAACUACUACCUUACCCAACAAGGGAGAUAAGCUUGACUCUCAACUGAACGAACGAGUCAUUCCGAUCCGACCCAAGCUUCCAGAGCCCAUCGCGAAGGAGCAGAAGUUUCGAAGAGACAUACCUCAUGGGGAGGCCGUUUCGAUUCAAGAGACUCAGCCGAAAGACGCUCAUUUCAACAGAAAGAGAUCUGCCGAGGCGGCUUUUGGCAACGACUCACCUUCUAGACCCAAGAAGUUUCUCGCUACUUCCACAUACUGA